AUGGCAUUCGGUCACUUCGGUUCCAAGGCAGCAACGCGCGAUUCCAACAACGACAUCAACAAAGCGCAAGCUGCGAACAAGGACAUCUCUUUGUCGCAACGCUCUACAAAGAAGUCAAAUGAAAUCCUCUCCGAAACAAAACUGGAGCUCGAGAAACAGUGGAGCAAGACAGCUGGUGCAUCUUGUCGCUGCGCUGACCCAGAGCCAACAGCUUCUGCGAUCAAAACUUCUGACUUCACUAUCCCUCCUAUCGAAUUCUCACAGAACAAUCUUUCAGUCGUCACUACUACCACUCUCAAGACUUCUCAUCACACUGGUGUGUCUGAAUUAGUAUCAGAAGACUGCAUCAACACUACCCUAAACGCACGCUACUCUGACUCCAUAUCUACUGUAUCAGUCUUACCCAACGACGGUGAGAUUAUUGAGGACCUCUCUUCAAACAACGCAGCUUCGAUCAAGAUAGCGCUUCUAGCUCAAACAACCACCACAACGCCGUUACACAACUCUACACAGCCAUCCUCACUGCCUAAGGUUUCUACAGUCAUCAAUUUAAAAGAAACUGUGAUAAACAUCAUACCAGUCAACCGUUCCGAGAGAUCCGACACAAUGGCCAAUAAAGAAUCGAAAGAUGGCCGACAGAUACUUGCGCAAGUUUUCUAUAAGCUCAAGGCUAAACUUUGGCCUUGGCACCAUGACCUGAGCUCUAGUAUCGAGGUUAAUGUAGAGGAAGAUGAAAAAGAGGACUUCUCAGACCGUUGUCAAUGGGACAUCAUUACCAAGGUUGAGCCGACCAAGAUUAAAGAGAUUGUCCGCUCAGCUCUUUCUGGACAGGGAUACGAUGAAAAGUCUCCUCUUGUCAUUACAUCCUACGAACAGGGCUCUUACCAUUUCGUUAUCAUGCUGAAGACACUGCACCCCUAUACAAAGAAGGCUGUUGGCUGGGUUGUCAAGAUCCCUGGCCACGGCACACCAGAACGCUGGACUGCAGAGGAUAAUUACAUGCUCACUCAAGAAGUGGAGACUAUGCGUCUUCUCACCAUGGAGACGGAUAUUCCUUCUCCCUGGGUGGUGGACUACUCGGCUACUCUCGACAACAAGUACGGUUUCCCAUACAUCGUUAUGAAGGAACUUCCUGGCAGCUCAGCAAAUGAACUGUGGUUCGAACAGCACUGCGAGGUUCCAACUAUUGAGACGGAGUUGAAGCGCCUGACUUUCCUACGCUCUCUGGCAUGCCACAUGACAGAAUUGAACAAGCUGCAUUUCGACCAGAUCGGUAUGCCAAUGUACAAUGUAAGGGCCCCGGACUUCGAGGACUACGAGAAUAUCGAAGCCGAGCGUCUCCCAGUCAACAAAUACUACGUCUGGCCCUACUAUGACACCUACGACUCAAUCGAGCGCGGACCGUUCCCCUCGACGCAAGCCUACAUCCAGCACGCACGAGGAGACAACGAGCUCGCACCACCAGCCGCGAACCGCAAGCUCACAGCCACGCAAGUAGAAGCAAUCGGCACCAACAAGCUGCUGGACAUGAUCUUCACACACCCCGUCUUCCACUCCACGUCGAAGUCGACCUUUGCGCUGCGACACUCUGACCUAGACACGCAGAAUAUCCUCGUAGACGGCAGCGGAGCCAUAACCGGCAUCCUAGACUGGGACGGCUCGCUCGCGAUGCCGCGCUGCGUUGGACACGCCGCGGUGCCACACUUCCUCGAGCGCGACGUGCACGCCGACGCCCUCUUCAAGACCCCCUUUCUCUGCUGGCGCGCGCCCCACUACCGCAGUGUGUACGCGGCUGCGCUGGCCGAGGCGGGGAAUCCGGAUGCAAAGUACACGAGCAAGAGCCAUCUGUAUCAAGCGGGGUUUGCGGCGCUGUAUGAAGGCGGGGAUAUGCAGGGUUUCUUGAAGCGGCUGCUCAGUGCCAUUCCGGAGAUGCACUUGGAGCUGGGAAAUGUCAAGUUUUUGCUGGCCAAGGGGUGCAAGGCAACGGAGGAGAUGCUGAAGGUGGAGCUGGGGAAGGUGUUGGAGCCUGAGUUGCCGGAGGAGGGCUUUUUGGAGCGGGUCGAGAAGCAAUAUACUGAGGCAGCUGUGCGGGUUUGGAUGGAUGGUUUCGAGAACUUGGCUGUAGAUGGGAUGUAA
Molecule: messenger RNA, 2136 nt
Organism: Ascochyta rabiei
Lineage: Eukaryota; Fungi; Ascomycota; Dothideomycetes; Pleosporales; Didymellaceae
Exons: 1
Coding region: 1-2136 (711 amino acids)
Source: RefSeq, a predicted model, not a curated record